AUGCAUUGGACAACUCCUGCCGUCCUGAUCGGUCUCCUGGCCGCAGUCGGUACCUCGGUCCCUCUCUUCUCGCUCUCAGCUCCAUCUCAACAGCCCUUUUCCCGCAUCAAUCGCCAUUGUCCGAACAAACCACAACCCGAUUGUGGGAUUACUUACCUUCCACCGAGCGAACACCAAACUUCGGGUGUGGACUUGAACGGUCAAAUGCAGGACAUCAUUGACAGCGAAAUGGGGUACCGCUACUACCCCGAGAGGUACCGAGUGGCUCUCAUGGAAGACCUAUGCAAACCCAAGCUAGGAUUCCGCAACUUGGUCUGCAACGUGACGAUUCUCGAAGACCCGACCAUCGAGAUCAUCCCUGCCCAACCCAUCUCCCAAAGCAUCUUUUGCUCCACUCCAACCUGCAGAGUCAGUUACUCUGUGACCCAGACUGUCUCUACCACGCAUAGCACCAGUAUUGGGUUCUCUGGUUCUGCGGGUGCCACGCCAUUCGGGGUCGGGAUGCAGUUCACGGCGACGACGGGAUACGCGUUCAGUUCAACGACCGAGAAGGCGACCGAGUUGGGCUAUGAAUUCCAGAUCAAUAGGGGUGAGUCUGGGUAUGUUGCUAUUGUAGGUGUGCAGGUGUCGGCCAGGGCACGGUUUGAGAGCUGUCCGUGUGAGGUACAUGGGGAUGGAAGGGUAGACUGGAAGUGCAAGAUCAAGUGUAGGUCAGAAGAAAAGUGGACGAGGAAGGAAGGCUACCACGAGUCGAUCAUCAAGCAGAAUGGCGGAGUUAAGGGCAUUGUCUCCUUCAUCUACACUUAA
Messenger RNA from Linnemannia hyalina, 807 nucleotides. The record is from the annotation of a GenBank genome assembly. Lineage: Eukaryota; Fungi; Mortierellomycota; Mortierellomycetes; Mortierellales; Mortierellaceae.